This is a messenger RNA of Microthlaspi erraticum, 1902 nucleotides long. The record is from the annotation of a GenBank genome assembly. NCBI's taxonomy places the organism in Eukaryota, Viridiplantae, Streptophyta, Magnoliopsida, Brassicales, Brassicaceae.
AUGUCUCGAUCCAUGGUCUCGCUUUUGUUCUUGCUCUUCCAUCCCUUGGGCGUCUCUGUUCAAGCUCAGAGAACAUCAACAUCAACAACAACAGAGUUUGUCUUUCCAAGUUUUACAGGAAACGAAUCAAUGAUUCAAACAGAAGGAGCUGCGAUGAUCCAACCCAAUGGAAUAUUGAGACUCAACGAUCGUAAAUCAAACGUCCUCGGGACAGCGUUCUACAACAAACCCGUAAGAUUGCUUGACCAUACCAAUCUCUCCACCAACGCCACUGUUCGUUCUUUUAGCACCUCAUUCGUCUUCGGCAUACUCUUCACCAGCUCCCGCAACGGAGGUUACGGCUUCACCUUCACACUAUCUCCCACACCAAACCGUCCAGGCGCUGAGUCAGGACGUUACUUAGGACUUGUCAACGAACAGAACGACGGGAAUUCAUCGAACCACGUUUUCUCCGUUGAGUUCGACACAGUACAAGGAUCCAGGGAUGACAACAGUAGUAGAAUAAGCAAUCACUUCGGUCUAAACUUCAACGGUAUCACCUCGUUUGUGGAGGAACCGGUUCUGUACGAAGACGGAGAUAACCGAAGAGAAGAAGUCCAAAUCCGAGUCCGUUUGGAUUACGACGGACCCACACAAACUCUGAGUUUGUUGGCAACUCCUUGGAGAAUCCCCAGUGACCCACGACAACCAACGAUCUCGCAACGCAUUCCUAAGCUGUCGGAGAUCAUGCAAGAAGAGAUGUACGUUGGUUUCACUGCGUCCACAGGGAAAGAUCAGUCGAGUGGUCACUAUAUCAUGGCUUGGAGUUUCACUAGCGGUCGAGAGAAUUUAACAGCAGCCACGCUGCUCCCAUAUCGGGACAUUCCUCUUUUGGUCCUCACUAAAGAUAAUAAAGCCUUGGUGUCAAAGAUUCUCAUAGGUUGGAUACCUACCCACCAAACUCUUGAGCGUUUUUUUAUCAGAAAGAGUAGAAUAUCAAAUGCAAAGAGAAGAAAGAAUUUAAAAGCUCUAAUUCCGCUGAAACAUUACCGUUACAAUGAAGUGAAGAGGUUUACAAACUCAUUUGCUUGCGUCGUUGGGAAAGGAGGGUUUGGAACUGUUUACAAAGGAAACCUUCCUGAUGGUCGUAAGGUCGCGGUCAAGGUUUUGAAGGAAUCAAAGAGCAACGGAGAAGACUUCAUCAACGAAGUCGCAAGUAUGAGCCAAACAUCUCAUGUUAACAUUGUCUCUUUGGUUGGAUUCUGCUUAGAAGGAUCCAAAAGAGUGAUUGUUUAUGAGUUUCUAGAGAAUGGGUCUUUGGAUCAGUUUAUCUCAGCAAAUGCCUCGUCAAGUGUUGAGUGGAGAUUGAGGCUUUACGAGAUUGCGCUAGGAGUCCUCGUGGUCUUGAAAUACUUGCACUAUGGAUGCAAAACAAGGAUUGUGCAUUUCGACAUUAAACCUCAGAAUGUGUUGUUGGAUUGCAAUCUUUGUCCCAAAGUUUCAGACUUUGGCCUUGCUAAGCUUUGCAAGAAGAAAGAGAGCACCAUGUCGAUGUUGGACACAAGGGGAACAAUAGGGUACAUUGCACCAGAGAUGAUCUUUAGAGUUUAUGGAAGUGUGUCUCACAAGUCAGAUGUGUAUAGCUAUGUAAUGUUGGUUCUUGAGAUGAUCGGUGCAACAAACAAAGACAGAGUCGAAAAUGUUGCUUCUAACACUAGCUCGAUAUAUUUCCCUGAUUGGAUCUAUAAGGAUCUUGAAAAUCCGUAUCCAUCAAAUAGACCAUCUAUGAACAGAGUUGUAGAGAUGAUGGAAGGAAGCUCGGAUGAUCUUGAGUUACCUCCUAGGCCUGUUUUGCAAUUCCCCAUAGCACCUCUUCAAGAUUCAUCAACACUUUCAAGGGACAUCUCAGUUUACACAGAAUGA